Ictalurus punctatus (channel catfish) is the source of this 2915-nucleotide messenger RNA. RefSeq names its product lymphocyte specific protein 1 a (gene lsp1a). The record is from RefSeq and is a predicted model, not a curated record. Bases 248 to 2026 code for a protein of 592 amino acids. Lineage: Eukaryota; Metazoa; Chordata; Actinopteri; Siluriformes; Ictaluridae. The transcript has 14 exons. Gene Ontology annotation, molecular function: myosin binding; actin binding; calmodulin binding. Gene Ontology annotation, biological process: muscle contraction.
ACAGAGGAGGGGUGAAGGAAGGCUGUGACUAAAGCAUGUCACUCAGAGAGGACUGAGCAUUGUGUGGAUCUCAUUUGAUAUUUUCACCAGGCAGUGGUGAGGACAGGACGUAGGAAAAGUGCUCACAGGAAGAGUGCUAUUUGUGUGGAGCUGGGAAAGACACACAGGAAUACAAAGAUUCCAAAGUGCAGAGAACGACUCUUUCAGCUCUACCAGUUCAGUAAAAAGAGCGACAGAAGAAAGAGAGAUGUCAAGUGCAAUCUUGAGACGAAACUCCAGCAAACAAGGCUUGCAGAACCUCCUCAGAGUGACGGCUCAACGCAGUAUUGAGGAUGCGGAAGAAAUCGAGAGGGAACGCCGCCGCCGGGCACGAGAGGCUCUCAGAAAGGAACACAGCAUCACCGGAUCAGCCGGAUCUCCUCAGGACAGCUCUGGACCCACUGAAGAGUGCCUCUUUGAGAGUGAACUGAAACCCAGCAGCUCUGGUACACUGGAAGAGGAUGAAGGUUUCAGUGACUGGACUCAGAGGUUGGAGAGGGGCAGACGGGUCAGGCAGGAGGAAAAUGACACUAGAGAGGAGGACUUGGAGGUGGAAAGAACCAUGAAUGGAGGAAGCAGAAGAGAGGAGAUCAGCUCCACCGUACUAAAUCAACAGCAUAUUGAACAAGGCAAAGUGGAAGAAAUGGUGGACUACAUCCCAGGGAGGAAGAGCAGUGAGAAGCGCAUGUUGUUCAGAGACAAGACAAGCAGCCUUAGGGCCAGAGAGACACCAGAAUGGAAGGAAGAUUUAAUCAGAGUUAAAAAUAGACAAGACGAGGAGUCAAGGCCACACAUAGAGGAUAAGAUAAGAGCUGACAUGGUGAAAGAAGUGAGAAAAGAAGUGAAGGUCUCAUAUACAUCUAAAGUCUUCCUGCAGCAAGAUAGAACACCCAUCACCAAUAGUGAGGAUCCUGAUGGAGAGGAAGUGACAUCGCAUCUACUCAAAACAAGAAAGACUACAAGCAGGGUCAUAGGUCAGGGCUCAGACUCAAGGGAACAGGCAGGGGCCAGUCUGGAGACAGAGCAGAAGUUGGAGAAGAUCCGACGGAGCCACCAGGAAAAGGAGAGCCAGGAGCUGGAGCAGCUUCGCCAGCGGCAGGCUGAGGCUGAGGUGGAGCUAGAGGAGCUCAAGAAGAGGAGAGAGGAACGCAGAAGAGUGCGUGAGGAAGAGGAGCGCAGGAAGGAAGAGGAGGAGCAGCAGCGUCUGGCAAAGGAGGAGGAGGAGAAGAGGCAGAUGAAGGAGGAUAUUGAGAGGAGAAGGAUGGAGGCAGCUGAAAGGAUGAAGAGCCUGAAUAUGUCCUCCCCAGAUGGGGAUGAGUCAUUCAACCCUCUUAGUCCAAAGAGUCCCACUUUCAAGAGAGAGCAUGAGGAGAGAUUGACAGCUGAAAGUACAUGCUCGAUCAUGGACAGAACAGAGUCCUUGAAUCGGUCCUUAAAGAAAAGCAACAGCUUUAAGAAGACUCAGCCACCGCUACUCCUAUCUAAGAUCGAUGACAAACUGGAGCAGUACACUCAUGCUAUAGAGAGCUCGUCAAAAGAACCAAAGACACCUAAGUCAGCUGUCGUGGACAUGCCCAGUGUUCCUGAACCAGUGGUUGCCAAAAAGAACCUGUUUGAGGCAGGAGAGGCCUGGAACCAGGGCACAUCCAAAGGAACUCCAUCAAAGGACACCGAUGGACUGAAGGUGGGCGUGGCUGAUCUGAUCACUCAGUGGGUAAAAGGAAGUCCAGAGGCUGGGCACAGAUACAUACAGCCCAAACCAUGUGAUGUUAAAGCAGGAGAUGUGCUCCAGAAGAAGAACAUGUGGGAGAUCAUAGGGGAAGCAACCGGGCAGUCAGGUCAAGCAGGGAAGGGCACCUCUUCUGGCAAACGCUACAAGUUUGUUGUGACCGGCCAUGGCAAAUAUGAGAAGAUUUCCAUUGAUGAUGACCAUUACAGUGAUUACGCAAAUGGAAAAUCAAGGGACCUGUGCCACAAUGACUUGUAAAGGCCAUAUAAUGGUGAUUUGGAUGAUUUACAAGGAUGCGUUGUUUAUUACAGGUUUUACAUUCACAUGCAUAAUCAACUAUCAGUUGUAUUAAGAUACAUGUCUAGCAGUAGAUUUUAUUAUAGAAUGGGUCCUGUUGAUUUUCUUAUGUGUCACACACACACACACACACACACACACACACACACACACACAAACAUAUAUAUUUAUAUAUAUAUAUAUAUAUAUAUAUAUAUAUAUAUAUAUAUAUAUAUAUAUAUAUGCGUGUAUAUGUGUGUGUGUGUGUAUUAUCAUGUCAUGAUGAAGCACAUGUUUACAUUGCUUUUUUUCACCUGUCCUUGUUUAAAACGUAUCCACACAUGUUUCCAGACCGAAAAUCAGAUUCUAAUGUUUGCUGUGUUGUUGAUAUGGUUAUGUAUAUGUAAAUAGGAUGUUAGAGGAAAUAAAAAGAUCAUUGUUAUAUUUUGGAGUUAGACCUAGCCCCAAAUAUUGUAGAUGGAUAAUGAUUUGGAGCCAAACAGUAAAGUUAGGCUUUUUGAAGUUUGUUUUCUAUAUAGAAUGAAUACUAAAAAAAUAGAGAUAGGUUCAAGCCUUUCUCCAGUAAGCGACACUGGUAUAUGGUGUCUAGUUUGUCACUGAGCAUAAUCAACAUCUCAUGGUUAAGAAAUAUCCUUCAUUAACCUGAACACUGGAGUUAAUCCACUUUACUAUAUUUAUGAAAAACAUUUCAGUUCAAAGAUUAUCAUUUGCACCACUAGUCCGCUCAAUAUAGUAUCUCAGCAUGAUUUCCCUGUUUUUCUUUAAAAUAUAUAUUUUGAAUGUUUUACAGCUGAAACCCUUUUCUAUUGUACUAGUAUUUUGUUUAAUAAAAUUUACUUUUUAUUAUUAA